AUGGCAACCAAAGUGUAUAUUGUAUACUAUUCUAUGUAUGGACAUGUGGAAAAACUUGCAGAGGAAAUAAAGAAAGGUGCUGCAUCUGUUGAAGGUGUUGAAGCUACACUAUGGCAGGUCCCCGAGACUCUAUCGGAAGAGAUUCUUGGAAAGAUGAGCGCACCACCGAAAAGUGAUGUACCGAUUAUUGCACCACAAAAUCUUGCUGAGGCUGAUGGGUUUAUUUUCGGCUUCCCAACAAGAUUCGGAAUGAUGUCUGCUCAGUUCAAAGCAUUUAUGGAUGCAACUGGAGGUUUAUGGAGAACUCAACAACUUGCAGGAAAACCUGCUGGGAUAUUCUAUAGCACUGGAUCUCAGGGUGGCGGACAAGAGACUACAGCGUUGACUGCAAUCACUCAGCUUGUUCACCACGGGAUGAUAUUUGUUCCCAUUGGAUACAGCUUUGGUGCUGGCAUGUUCGAGAUGGAGCAAGUGAAAGGUGGAAGCCCUUACGGUGCAGGAACCUAUGCCGGAGACGGAUCAAGAAUGCCAUCCGAACUCGAGUUGGCACAAGCUUUCCACCAAGGGAAGUACAUCGCCGGAAUCACAAAGAAACUCAAGACAGCUGCCUGAUUUCAAUUUACUACAAAACCCCCCACAAUUUAUCCUUCUCUUUUUUCAUUUUCUCUAGAAUAUCAAUUUCCUAUAUUUUACAAAUAUGCAAAACAACAAUAUAUGGUAAGUUUGUUGAUUGUUCAAAUGCCUAACUGUUGGCAACUGUGGCUUUGUUUUGUUUCGGACAUUCAAUUGGAAACUGCAAUGUUCUAUUA
Hibiscus syriacus is the source of this 809-nucleotide messenger RNA. Its product is annotated as probable NAD(P)H dehydrogenase (quinone) FQR1-like 1. Lineage: Eukaryota; Viridiplantae; Streptophyta; Magnoliopsida; Malvales; Malvaceae. Gene Ontology annotation, molecular function: FMN binding; NAD(P)H dehydrogenase (quinone) activity. The coding region runs from base 1 to 612 and encodes 203 amino acids. The record is from RefSeq and is a predicted model, not a curated record. The transcript is spliced from 4 exons.